CUUUGAUCCAAACACGGUCUUCAAGUUUAGCGGGAAAGAGAAAAACAGAAUCUUCUUCCCUCCAAAUAAACAGAAUCAAUUUAUCAAGAGUUGUUAUUUACAUCGGACAUAUCGGUUUUCUUUUAACCUUCAACGUCGUAAUUUUAUCUUAACCAAGAUCCCCAAAUUCACACCAAAACCCUAGAUUCUACCGUAAAACUCUGAUUUCUCGAAAUUCAAGUUCGUAAACACUUAAUUGACGAUUUGUCCCCAUGGACGAAUUAACUGAGAGAGACGGGAUUGCCGCGACGGUGAUCGAAGUGGAUCAGACUCCACGGAGGAAUGUUCGCCGGAAGUUGGUUCAGUCGACGCUGGUCCCGCAUAAAUCGGAGGAUGUAAUUGAGUCCAAUGGGGAUCGAACCUGCGAUGCCGGUAAUAAGGAUGAAGGCGAAGGAGGAGAUGGAGAUCUCUGUAGCAGUCAAGGGAAGAAGACGAGAAAACAGAAAGAGAGGACUCCGAAGAACGGAGCUACUAAGAAGUUGGCUAAGGGAAAGUCGCCUCGAAAAUCAACGCCUAAGAAAAGUUCAACUAAAAACGGGAUUGUAGCUGGUUCUGAUCAAUCGAUUUCUGCCAAUGUCUCAACUCCAGUUCCCAAUUUGCGGCUUGAAGCAAAAUUAAGAGCUGAGGAAGAUUCGAGGAUGUCUGCAGGCAAGCAAAUACAUCCGUUUUUCUCGUCUUGGAAGGGAGGUAAGAAAAAUCAAGAAGCAGCCGCAGCAGAGAAUGGUAGCUGUCAGGGUCAAGGAAGAGAUAAAUUCGUCACCAUCGGCCCCAUCCAUGUAUUUGAGAGGUUUCAGGAUGUACAUCGGACCAUUGAUUGGAAGAACUGGACUUUCUGUGAGCAAACAUCCACCACUUGGAGUUCUGAUCAACAAAAAAAGUUCGACUCUCUUGAACGCCGACCCAAGGAAUUUGAUCUAAAUGAACUGCCGCCUCCUGACGUGUGCAUCAUCGAUGAUGAAGAGCCUAAACAAUGUGCUAGUCAAUCAGAAGUUGACAUAGAGGUAUCUCCGGUAGUCUUAGUAGCGUAUCAGGAGGAGAAACGUGGGUACCUUGGCUCCUUGGAAGGAGCAGAAGCGGGUUGUGAAGUUCAUGAAGCAGUUAACUUGUCUGAUCGUGCUGGUAGUGCAGCAGACAUUUCUUGUGAACUGCAAAGCAUAUCAUGUCGAGAAAGUAGCCAGCCUCGUAAUAGCUUAUGGGUAGAUAAGUACCAGCCAAGAAGUGCCUCGGAGGUAUGUGGUAAUACUGAAUCUGUAAAACUAAUGAACGAAUGGCUGUGCCUAUGGCAUGAGAGAGGAUUUCAGCCAAGCAAAGAGUUUUUGAGUAGUGAUGAAGAGAAAUCGCAAGAUGCUGAUUACAACUGUUCUGAAAGUGAUUCUGACUCAGAAAAUAUUGGUGCCGAAGAAUGCCUGAAAAAUGUUCUCUUAAUCGUUGGUCCAGUUGGGAGUGGGAAAUCUGCAGCUGUUCAUGCAUGUGCUAAGGAGCAAGGAUUUAAAAUCCUUGAGUCGAACGCAUCAGAAUGCCGAAGUGGAACAGUUGUUAGGCAGAAAUUUGGGGAGGCUCUCAAGUCAUAUAGCUUGCAAAGAUCCUUGGACCCUCUUUUCUAUUCCUGUAGUGAUGGUACUGGGGUAGAGGAUGUGAUUGAAGUGACACCUGUAUUGCAUAUCCAGAAUGACAGAGCUAGCGUGAAGCCUUUAAUUCUUUUUGAGGAUGUAGAUAUUUGCUUUGCUGAAGAUCGUGGUCUUGUUUCUGCUAUCCAGCAAAUUGCUGAGAAAGCAAAAGGGCCUGUGGUAUUGACUACCAAUGACAAGAAUCAUGUUUUACCAGACAACUUGAAGAGGAUAGAAAUACGCUUUUCUUUACCAUCAACAGAAGAGCUGUUUAGCCACCUUUCUUCGGUUUGUGCGGCAGAGGAGGUUAAAGUUAAUCCUGGUUCACUAGAGCAAUUAACCAAUUUUAGUGGUGGUGAUAUACGGAAAGCAAUGAUGCAAUUACAAUUUUGGUUUCAGAGUAAAUCCAAAAGAGCUAGAAAUGCGAAGAACACUGGUGAUCCAGAUUUCUUUGAUCAUGAAGCUAGUCACGUGCUCCUUCCCAAGAUAAUUUCACGGGAUUUUCCUUCUCAGUUAUCUCAGUUUGUGGAGAGUGAGAUUGCUAGAUCAUUAUCCAUGGCGGAGGAAACUUAUAACACAGUUGAAGUAUUUGUUGAAGAGGUUGAAGACGAAAAAAUGCUUAAUAGAUUGUGGAGGCGGGGCACAGAAAAGAACAGCAUAGAAUCCAAAAAAGCAGCCAUGUUAAGGCAGAACACUUGUUUUGAGGAUUAUGAUGAAUUAGAAGACGUCUUAAGUAUUCCGUUUGACCUUAGCAACACUUCCUACCAACCACUGUCUUUCUCUCAGCCAAACAGAAGGAGGAAGCUCAAUGUCGUGAUGUCCUCUGACUCAGAAGAUGACCCUUUAAGUGACAUACGGGUUUCAAUUUCAAGACAUCAGAAGGACGAAGGACUAGUUGUCCAAGAAAAUGGUACGGUGUCCUCAUAUUGUCCAGAUAUGCAAAUGGAAACAACCCCACUAGCUGAUCCUUCAGUUCCUUCCAGGGCAGAGAUAUUAGAAACAAGUUGUUAUCAGUAUGAGAAAUCAAUAGUCUCUUGCAUUAAUGAGGUGUCCCAGUCAGUUGAUGUAUCGUGUGUACCAGAAUCUUCAUAUGUUCCAGAAACUUUAAUGGAUGGUGAUGCUGAGCUGUCCCCAAGAGCGGUAUCUUGUGGUCAUUUUGAUGGAAGAGUAGAAGUGUCCAUGAGUGAAGAUGUUGUACAUAAUUCCCCAUCAAAAGAGAUAUACAUAGACAGAUUUCCGAGUUUUGAUUGCUUAAAGAAUACAUGUGAGAACACUGCAGAAUCUUCUGAUGGGGCAAUGAUGGAAGAUUGUUUUAAGGAAUUUGUAGGGAGUUCCCAGAAGAUGCAACAAGUAACAGAUGAAUGCAGCCGUAUAGAUUUUGGUAUGACAGUCAAGACCGCUCAAAAAUCGAAGGUUAAUACCUCAAGAUAUACGGUGCAAGAAUCAUGGAAAAAACUCAGUUCGAUUCAAGCUGAUCUGAAGCCAUACUUGGAUUCAGAACCUGUAGAAGCUCCAGAAGUUCUUGACAUCACUCAUCAGAUAACCAACUUAAUUUCAGAAGCUGACCUGACGCAUUCUAGAUGCCUGAAGUUUGUUGCUACGGAGCCAAUGAUGAACACUUCUGGAGAUCUUGACACGUCUGGUCUACCUCAUGUGCUUGAACAUAUGACUUCCACCGUGGCGCAGCAUGGAUUUAGCUUUUUCACAAAUCAAAUUGCUACAACAGGAUCUGUCCCUACUUCAUCAGCCACCAUGGUACCAGAAAGAGGUUUGGUAGUAGACGAGACAAGGCAGGAUUACACAUCGAGCAGUGGAAGCUGCUUGGAUAUGAAACCAGAAACACAUAUAGACGUAUUGAAAAGUGAGCGAAUGGUACACCUUUCCAGCAUAUUAAAGUCAGUAGUUCCUCCGAGAUCAUUGGAAGGAAUCGCUUUCCAUGAAUAUGCUUCAUUCAUAGGGCAGAUUUCAAGAGCAGAUCCCUCUAACUUAUCCGGAGCCUUGGAGAAAAGCAGACGGCGAAGGUCAAGAGAAGCUCAACACUAUCUGUCAAUGGAUCUAUCCUCAGAAGAUAUUGCAUUCUUAGGUCAACACAGCACAUACAGAAGAAAUGAAUAACAAUAGACUAGUUUCAGUUGUAUAUUAUUUAGAAAAGCUCCACACAUAGGAAGAGUUUUUAACGUGUUUGCUCAGCAACAAUUUAGCAGGGAUUAGGGAUCGAUCUUUG
Messenger RNA from Eutrema salsugineum, 3870 nucleotides. RefSeq lists its product as uncharacterized. The coding region runs from base 252 to 3761 and encodes 1169 amino acids. The transcript has 16 exons. Gene Ontology annotation, molecular function: ATP binding; ATP hydrolysis activity; chromatin binding. NCBI's taxonomy places the organism in Eukaryota, Viridiplantae, Streptophyta, Magnoliopsida, Brassicales, Brassicaceae. The record is from RefSeq and is a predicted model, not a curated record. Gene Ontology annotation, biological process: DNA repair; DNA damage checkpoint signaling; mitotic DNA replication checkpoint signaling.